ACAUUUUCUCGUGGAUACAUCAUAAAGUGGACUUCGCGUGACGCGUGCUCUCUACAUAGAGGCUCUCCCGCUCCCGUUUCGUUUGCGAAGUGUUUUAACUACAUGUUUUCCCCCGCCUCGAGAGAGAGCUUCCGAGGUUAACUGGGUUAACGGGGAAGUGUGUGGACGGUAUAAGUAGACACCGUAGAGUCGUGCACCGUGGAAAUUAGAUGCCCAUGCUAUGCCAUGCCAUGCGGACGGACCGACCGUCCACCGUCCAGCGACCGCAGCAGAGCCGGCUGGUAUGGUGGGGUUAUGGGGGUAGAUAUGGGGUUAUGGAGUUAACUAUGGGGUUGGGGUUAGUUAUCGAGAAUGCGGUGAUGGUGGUGUGGUGCUUGUGUGUGUGUGUUUAUGUGUGUGUGUGUGUGUGGCAGAGAAAGGUGUGAGGGUGAAUGUGUGUGUGAGUGUCGGUAGAUUUUCAUGUGUCGGUCUGUCGGUCGGUCUGUCGGUCGUACUCCCCCUCCACCUCGCACCCCAUCCCCUUGCCCCUCCACAUCCACCUUGUUCUCCACCCCUCCACCCCUCCACCCUCCACCCCUCCACCUCUCCACCUCUCCCCUCCCAAGCUCAAUAAAAUCCCC
This is a messenger RNA of Tricharina praecox, 620 nucleotides long. RefSeq lists its product as uncharacterized. The record is from RefSeq and is a predicted model, not a curated record. The transcript has a single exon. The coding region runs from base 210 to 425 and encodes 71 amino acids. NCBI's taxonomy places the organism in Eukaryota, Fungi, Ascomycota, Pezizomycetes, Pezizales, Pyronemataceae.